Molecule: messenger RNA, 1296 nt
Organism: Fusarium keratoplasticum
Lineage: Eukaryota; Fungi; Ascomycota; Sordariomycetes; Hypocreales; Nectriaceae
Product: Beta-lactamase domain-containing protein
Exons: 1
Coding region: 1-1296 (431 amino acids)
Source: RefSeq, a predicted model, not a curated record
AUGAAGUUUCACACUGCUCUGCUGGCCGUCUUGGCUGCUACCCCAAACCCUGCCACGGCCGAUUUCGUGCUCAGGCAUGGUCAACCCUCGUCAGUCGGUAUGCUGGCGAAACCACUCAAGGACAUGGUAGAGAAUAUCACCGAGUACAGCAAGCCAAGGAACUACGGCGACGCAUCCCACAAUGAAGUCCGAGCUGUCGAGCCCGGAUCUGCAAACAUUGUGGCUCGUCAUGGAGUCAUAGUGAGCGCCUUUGCUACGGGCAAGAGGAAUCUGUACGCCGACGCCAAUGGCACCCUACUCGAUCCGGCAGACCAGGAGGAUGCCACUCUGGACACCGUCUACGAUCUUGCCAGCAUCUCGAAACUGUUUACCGCAGUUGCUGUGCUUCGGGAGGUUGAUUCUGGCCGCGUCAAGCUUGAGGAGAAUGUCGCUACCUAUCUCCCCGAGUUUGCAGCUAAUGGCAAGGGCAACAUCAAGGUCAUCGACCUGCUCACCCACACCAGCGGCUUGAUGCCCUUGCCGGUUCCUGACCUCUGGAAGUCGUACUACUCGUCAAUCGACGAGCGAGUUCACACACUGCUCACUCUGGCUCCUCAGGAGCCGCGCCGCACCAAGUUCCUCUACUCCGACAUCGGUUUCAUGACUCUGCGCUACCUCCUGGAGCGUGUCACUGGCAUGAACCACGAGCUGCUCAUCUAUGCGUACACAAUCCCUCUGGGUAUGCGAUCGACCUUCUUCAACCGCGGCAACCUCGAAGGCCCUCUCAACCCCUUCCACAACCGCACUGCCCCAACUGAGUUUGAGAUCGAGGCCCAGGGUCCGGAGGAGCCCAAGCGCCCACAACCCGUCCGUGGCACUGUCCACGAUGAGAACACUUGGGCGCUCGGCGGUGUGUCGGGCCACGCAGGUGUCUUCUCCACGGUGGGCGACGUCGCCAUCUUCUGCCAGAUGAUCCUGAACAACGGCAUCUACAACGGCCACCGGGUGCUGUCUAAGAAGGCCGUGGAUCUCAUUUUCACCGACUUCAACGCCCAAUUCCCCGGAAACAACUAUGGCGCUGGUUUCGCGCUCAACCAGACAUACACUCAGGGAAGCAUGCAGAGCAUGAAGACCGCUAGCCAUGCGGGCUUCACUGGAACCACGCUCGCCAUCGAUCGUCCCUCUGGUACCUUCUGGCUCCAUUUCGCGAACCGUGUUCAUCCCAGUAGACAUUGGGCCACCAACAACCCGGCCCGACGGGCUAUGGGUUACUGGGUUGCCAAGAGCCUGGGGCGAAAUGUGCCAUGGCCGAACUAA